Molecule: messenger RNA, 19357 nt
Organism: Coregonus sp. 'balchen'
Lineage: Eukaryota; Metazoa; Chordata; Actinopteri; Salmoniformes; Salmonidae
Source: the annotation of a GenBank genome assembly
GCGAUGUUUUGUUGUUUGCCUUGAAUCGGUCCGAAGUUGCAAUGCAGUAAACACCUAUGAACAAAAAUGAAAGCGAUAAGAAAAACGUUUUAAAUUUAAAUAGUCAGUUAAAUUUAAAUAGUCAGUUAGCUAUAACAUUCGCCUGUCUGUCUGAAGUUCUGUUAAAAAUGCUGUCAAAUCUGUGACGUAUGGAAAUCUGCGGAACACCACAAGAUAAACAUUGAGGAAGUAGCUAGCUACCUAGAUUGCUAGCUAAUUUGACAGCUGGGUAAGAGCUGUUAGCUGGUUAUGUAGCUGCUGUUUAAUAUAAUAUUUAAUUCGUUUUAAUUCGCAUUUAAUAAUGGACCAAGCAGUCAGCGUCAAUGCAGACCCAGAUAUGCCAUCUGACAGUGAGGGUAAGUCGUGUGUCACAGUGUUAUGAUUUGUUACACCGACCAGACAGAUCACACUGCUGUGUGGCUGGCUAGCUAGCAGGCUAUUUAGGUAUUUAUAUUUAAUUUGGUUAUUUUUAUUAACACCAUUGCCAUGUCUCUGUACUGUCUGUAUGUAGGCCAUGGCUCGCGCUGGAGAAAUUGGAGUGGUUUUUGGUGAGUUUAGUUUUGAGAUUAUGUUCUAUGGUGAAUGUGAUGUGAAAUCAGAAAUAAGCCUAGCUACCAGUAUUUGAUUUAUUUAAAUGUAUUUGAAUCAAACCUCAUGGUGGGGACUCAGUCAAGCUAGUCGUCUUGACUUCUUUCUUAUGUCAUUCUCAUUGGCACCAAAAGUUUAAAAAGUGUUGAUAGGGGACAGAAUGCGGUUGGACCAUCAUACAGUGGGGAGAACAAGUAUUUGAUACACUGCCGAUUUUGCAGGUUUUCCUACUUACAAAGCAUGUAGAGGUCUGUAAUUUUUAUCAUAGGUACACUUCAACUGUGAGAGACGGAAUCUAAAACAAAAAUCCAGAAAAUCAAAUUGUAUGAUUUUUAAGUAAUUAAUUUGCAUUUUAUUGCAUGACAUAAGUAUUUGAUACAUCAGAAAAGCAGAACUUAAUAUUUGGUACAGAAACCUUUGUUUGCAAUUACAGAGAUCAUACGUUUCCUGUAGGUCUUGACCAGGUUUGCACACACUGCAGCAGGGAUUUUGGCCCACUCCUCCAUACAGACCUUCUCCAGAUCCUCCAGGUUUCGGGGCUGUCGCUAGGCAAUACAGACUUUCAGCUCCCUCCAAAGAUUUUCUAUUGGGUUCGUUGUCAUGCUGGAAGACCCAGCCACGACCCAUCUUCAAUGCUCUUACUGAGGGAAGGAGGUUGUUGGCCAAGAUCUCGCGAUACAUGGCCCCAUCCAUCCUCCCCUCAAUACGGUGCAGUCGUCCUGUCCCCUUUGCAGAAAAGCAUCCCCAAAGAAUGAUCUUUCCACAUCCAUGCUUCACGGUUGGGAUGGUGUUCUUGGGGUUGUACUCAUCCUUCUUCUUCCUCCAAACACGGCGAGUGGAGUUUAGACCAAAAAGCUAUAUUUUUGUCUCAUCAGACAACAUUACCUUCUCACAUUCCUCCUCUGGAUCAUCCAGAUGGUCAUUGGCAAACUUCAGACAGGCCUGGACAUGCGCUGGCUUGAGCAGGGGGACCUUGCGUGUGCUGCAGGAUUUUAAUCCAUGACGGCGUAGUGUGUUAGUAAUGGUUUUCUGUGGACUGUGGUCCCAGCUCUCUUCAGGUCAUUGAACAGGUCCUGCCGUGUAGUUCUGGGCUGAUCCCUCACCUUCCUCAUGAUCAUUGAUGCCCCAUGAGGUGAGAUCUUGCAUGGAGCCCCAGACCGAGGGUGAUUGACCGUCAUCUUGAACUUCUUCCAUUUUCUAAUAAUUGCGCCAACAGUUGUUGCCUUCUCACCAAACUGCUUGCCUAUUGUCCUGUAGCCCAUCCCAGCCUUGUGCAGGUCUACAAUUUUAUCCCUGAUGUCCUUACACAGCUCUCUGGUCUUGGCCAUUGUGGAGAGGUUGGAGUGUGUGGACAGGUGUCUUUUAUACAGGUAACGAGUUCAAACAGGUGCAGUUAAUACAGGUAAUGAGUGGAGAACAGGAGGGCUUCUUAAAGAAAAACUAACAGGUCUGUGAGAGCCAUAAUUCUUACUGGUUGGUAGGUGAUCAAAUACUUAUGUCAUGCAAUAAAAUGCAAAUUAAUUACUUAAAAAUCAUACAAUGUGAUUUUCUGGAUUUUUGUUUUAGAUUCCGUCUCUCACAGUUGAAGUGUACCUAUGAUAAAAAUUACAGACCUCUACAUGCUUUGUAAGUAGGAAAACCUGCAAAAUCGGCAGUGUAUCAAAUACUGGUUCUCCCCACUGUAUCUAAUCAAGAUACACAAUGUAUGCCAAAAUAUGUAGACACCCCUUCAAAUUAGUGGAUUCGGCUAAUUCAGCCACAUUGGCAGUAGAAUGGCCUAACUGAAGAGCUCAGUGACUUUCAACGUGGCAAUGUCAUAGGAUGCCACCUUUCCAACAAGUCAGUUCGUAAAAUGUCUACUCUGCUAGAUCUGCCCCGGUCAACUGUAAGUGCUGUUAUUGUGAAGUGGAAACGUCUAGGAGCAACAACGGCUCAGCCGCGAAGUGGUAGGUCACACAAGCUCACAGAACUGGACCGCCGAGUGCUGAAGCUCGUAAAAAUGUCCACGGUUGCAACAAUCAUUACUGAGUUCCAACUGCCUCUGGAAGCAACAUCCGCACAAGAACUGUUCAUCGAGAGCUUCAUGAAAUAGGUUUCCAUGGCCGAGCAGCCUCACACAAGCCAAGAUCACCAUGCACAAUGCCAAGCGUCGGCUGGAGUGGUGUAAAGCUCGCCGCCAUUGGACUCUGGAUUGAUGAAUCACGCUUGACAAUCUGGCAGUCCGACUGACAAAUCUGGGUUUGGGGGAUGCCAGGAGAACGCUACCUGCCCCAAUACAUAGUGCCAACUGUAAAGUUUGGUGGAGGAUGAAUAAUGGUCUGGGGCUGUUUAUCAUGGUUCAGGCUAGGCCCCUUAGUUCCAGUGAAGAGAAAUCGUAACGCUACAUCAUACAAUGACAUUCUAGACGAUUCUGUGCUUCCAACUUUGUGGCAACAGUUUGGGCAAGGCCCUUUCCUGUUUCAACGUGACAAUGCCCCCGUGCGCAAAGCAAGGUCCAUACAGAAAUGGUUUGUCGAGAUCGGUGUGGAAGAUCCUGACUGGCCUGCACCGAGCCCUGACCUCAGCCCCAUCGAACACCUUGGAUUAAUUGUAACGCCGACUGCGAGCCAGGCCUAAUCGCCCAACGUCAGUGCCUGACCUCACUAAUGCUCUUGUGGCUGAAUGGAAGCAAGUCCCCGCAGCAAUGUUCCAACAUCUAGAGGAAAGCCUUCCCAGAAGAGUGGAGGCUGUAUUGGCAGCAAAGGGGGGACCAACUCCAUAUUAAUGCCCAGGAUUUUUCAAAUGAGAUGUUCGACGAGCAGGUGUCCGCAUACUUUUGGUCAUGUAGUUUAUAGUAGUAUUUUCUUUUUAAUUAUGUUUUUUUUUUUAUUUUACAAAUGUUCGAAUUUUUUUCUCACUUUGACAUUACAGAAUAGUUUGUGUAGAUGGUUGACAAAAAAGGACAAUUAAAUACAUUUUAAUCCCACUUUGUAACACAACAAAAUUUGGAAAAAGUCAAGGGUGUGAAUAUUUUCUGAAGGCACUGUAUGUUGUAAAGACUGACUAAACCACUACUUGUAGAUUCUGUCUGGCCCCAGUGAUAAGUAUGCGUGUAGCCACAGCAGCCGUUAUGGAAUGGCACGACACGUUGAUCAACAAAGAGAACUGAUUGGCUGACACUGCCAUUCCAAAAUGGCUGCUGUGGCUUCUGCUAGCUAUCAUGAGGACGAAAACGUCAGUUUACUUAAAAACUAGCAGUCGUUCAAUUUUCUCGGUGUAACAGUUGGGAUAAUGGGACAAUUCGGAGUACAACGCAUUUCUCAUCCCUGUAUUGAGGUACGUUUUCCAAGCCAUAUCUUGCGCCGGCUCCGCUGCGUCUUAAUCUACACAGGAAGGCUGUCUGACCCUAGUGCAGCUGUAAGCAAACGGGUCGGAUCUGCUGGCUACAUCUUAUCCUCAGUUUGCCCUACAAUAUCAUUGCAUAGCCUCAAGUGAACUUGUUAUCAUUCAAUGGCCCACUGACACUUAUCAUCAUCUCUGCAUGCCCCCCUCCUCCUGAUCCUUGUCUUCAGGUUGCUGGGGUUGUGCAAUAACUUUGCGUACGUGGUGAUGCUGAGUGCGGCCCAUGACAUCUUAAAACAACAAGGGUCUCACAACUCCACAUCACCUGUAAGAAUGUAUUGUAGAAUGCAGUAUCACCAUAACAUUUGUAGCUAUUGUUAGUGUCAAAGUACUAUAUUGGCAAUAUUCUUUCAUUCUUUCUCUCUCCAUUUCCUCCUUUUUCAGACCCCAGCCACAGUUGCCUUGCACGUUGAAGGUGGAAACGGUGGAAACAGAAGUAGCUACGACUGCAACCCUGUUUCUACCGCGGUGAAUAGAGAUGCACUGCAACUGUGAAAGUGUGUGUGUGUGAUCCUGCCUGGUUAACCUGUGUGUGUCAGUGUGUGACCUUUCUGUCCCCCUCUCCAAGGCUGUGUUGUUGGCUGAUAUCCUUCCCACUCUCCUCAUCAAGCUCUCUGCUCCAUUCUUCAUCCACAAACUCCCUUAUGGGUAAGAGAAGGGCAGAUAGUGCUUUCCCAGUUGUCUUUGAAUAAGACUCAGUGAUUCUUAAAAAAAAAGUAAAUUAACAUUGGAAUAAAAAGUUGUCAAUGGUCGAAUCUUAGCUUUUGCUAAUCAUAACAUAAUACAGGAACAAUAUUAUCUUAUAUUACCAGUUUGCUUGAGUUUGCAAAGGUUUGACAAUUUGAGCGCACAUUUUGCAAAGGUUGUGUUUUUGUCCACAGUUUCCGAGUGUUGGUAUGCGUUGCAACAGCGAUUGCAAGCUUCCUUGUGGUGUCCUUCUCUUCUACCGUGUGGAUGAGCACAUUGGGUAAUAUGUGUGUGUGUGUGUGUGUAGGCCUAUGUUUGUACAUGGGGAUGGCAACAUUUGAAAAAUGAUAAGAUCAUUGAUCACUAUUUUAGUUCCUAGAACAUUGCAGCUCUGACAUUUCCCCUGAAACCAGACACUAUCUCACUGAUAUAGUAACCAUGGGGACACAUCUAUCAGCCAGUCAGCAGUUCUGUUAAUGUAUGUGUAUAUUAAAGGGUAAAUCCGGGAUUCGAAAAACAACAAAGCAGCCACCUCGCCACUUGUUUUGGUACACAGCUGAGGAAUGGGGCUGGAGAAAUGUAAACACUCAAAUUCAUAGACAGAUGUGAAUCCAUGAGAUCAAAAAUUAUACAGUGCCUUCAGAAUGUAUUCAUACCCCUUGGCUUUUUCCACAUUUUGUUGUGUUACAGCCUGAAUUCAAAAUUGAUUAAUUCAAUUUUUUCUCUCACCCAUCUCCACACAAUACCCCAUAAUGACAAAAUUAAAUACAGAAAUAUGACAUUUACAUAAGUAUUCACACCGCUGAGCCAAUAUUUGUAAAAUAUUUUUUUUAGGGGUAGAUAAGCUUUAAUAUUGCAGAUAUAUUGUGGCUUCCAUCAAUGUAAUUGUCUGCAUCAUUUCCAAUCCCCAGUAUAUAUAUUUUUUGUAAAUAUAUAUAUAUAUAUAUACAGUGGGGGGAAAAAAGUAUUUAGUCAGCCACCAAUUGUGCAAGUUCUCCCACUUAAAAAGAUGAGAGAGGCCUGUAAUUUUCAUCAUAGGUACACGUCAACUAUGACAGACAGAAUGAGGAAAAAAUUCCAGAAAGUCACAUUGUAGGAUUUUUUAUGAAUUUAUUAGCAAAUUAUGGUGGAAAAUAAGUAUUUGGUCAAUAACAAAAGUUUCUCAAUACUUUGUUAUAUACCGUUUGUUGGCAAUGACACAGGUCAAACGUUUUCUGUAUGUCUUCACAAGGUUUUCACACACUAUUGGUGGUAUUUUGGCCCAUUCCUCCAUGCAGAUCUCCUCUAGAGCAGUGAUGUUUUGGGGCUGUCGCUGGGCAACACGGACUUUCAACUCCCUCCAAAGAUUUUCUAUGGGGUUGAGAUCUGGAGACUGGCUAGGCCACUCCAGGACCUUGAAAUGCUUCUUACGAAGCCACUCCUUCGUUGCCCAGGCGGUGUGUUUGGGAUCAUUGUCAUGCUGAAAGACCCAGCCACGUUUCAUCUUCAAUGCCCUUGCUGAUGGAAGGAGGUUUUCACUCAAAAUCUCACGAUACAUGGCCCCAUUCAUUCUUUCCUUUACACGGAUCAGUCGUCCUGGUCCCUUUGCAGAAAAACAGCCCCAAAGCAUGAUAUUUCCACCCCCAUGCUUCACAGUAGGUAUGGUGUUCUUUGGAUGCAACUCAGCAUUCUUUGUCCUCCAAACACGACGAGUUGAGUUUUUACCAAAAAGUUCUAUUUUGUUUCAUCUGACCAUAUGACAUUCUCCCAAUCCUCUUCUGGAUCAUCCAAAUGCACUCUAGCAAACUUCAGACGGGCCUGGACAUGUACUGGCUUAAGCAGGGGGACACGUCUCGCACUGCAGGAUUUGAGUCCCUGGCGGCGUAGUGUGUUACUGAUGGUAGGCUUUGUUACUUUGGUCCCAGCUCUCUGCAGGUCAUUCACUAGGUCCCCCCGUGUGGUUCUGGGAUUUUUGCUCACCGUUCUUGUGAUCAUUUUGACCCCACGGGGUGAGAUCUUGCGUGGAGCCCCAGAUCGAGGGAGAUUAUCAGUGGUCUUGUAUGUCUUCCAUUUCCUAAUAAUUGCUCCCACAGUUGAUUUCUUCAAACCAAGCUGCUUACCUAUUGCAGAUUCAGUCUUCCCAGCCUGGUGCAGGUCUACAAUUUUGUUUCUGGUGUCCUUUGACAGCUCUUUGGUCUUGGCCAUAGUGGAGUUUGGAGUGUGAUGUUUGAGGUUGUGGACAGGUGUCUUUUAUACUGAUAACAAGUUCAAACAGGUGCCAUUAAUACAGGGAACGAGUGGAGGACCGAGGAGCCUCUUAAAGAAGAAGUUACAGGUCUGUGAGAUCCAGAAUUCUUGCUUGUUUUUAGGUGACCAAAUACUUAUUUUUCCACCAUAAUUUGCAAAUAAAUUCAUAAAAAAAUCCUACAAUGUGAUUUUCUGGAUUUUUUUUUCUCAAUUUGUAUGUCAUAGUUGAUGUGUACCUAUGAUGAAAAUUACAGGCCUCUCUCAUCUUUUUAAGUGGGAGAACUUGCACAAUUGGUGGCUGACUAAAUACUUUUUUCCCCCACUGUAUAUAAGAAUUCUUAAAAAAAAAAAAUGUUCCUUUAUUGUUUUCCCCUAACCCUACCACCUCUCCCCUAAUUGGAGUAAACUAAUGGACAACAACACUUAGUCUUCUACUUCCAGCUUAUAUUGUACAUAUUAUAUACAUUUUACGUACACAGUAUAUUUUACAAUAGUUAUCUUUUGUUUGUUUUUAGUCCCAUCCUUCAACUACCCUCAACCCCUCCCAUUUAUCUUUGAACACCAUCCAGUUUUGAUUUCUAUUUGCCAUAUACUUUUCAACUGCGCUGUGGUGUUUCCCAAAAGUUCUGAACCUUUCCAUUCUCAUAGUUCCUAAAGAUUGUAAAUUAAAGAUAAACAUUUUUGCUAAGAGUAUUAUUAUAUUAUUGAUUGAUUGACUAUGACUUUUCAAAUCACCCAGCAGUGCUAUUUGCGGAGUUAGCUUCAGGUAAAUGUUGCAAUUCUUCAGCCAUUCCUGAACCUACGACCAAAAGCAAGCUACAUAUGGACAGUACCAAAACAAAAAAUCUAAUGAUUCUGUCUCGUUGCAGCAAAAUCUGUAGAGAUGGGAUGGUUGCAUCAUCCCCCAUAUAUAUAACAUUCUUUGGUUACUACAUGAUUCCAUAUGUGUUAUUUCAUAGUUUUGAUGUCUUCACUAUUAUUCUACAAUGUCGAAAAUAGUAAAAAUAAAGAAAAACCCUUGAAUGAGUAGAUGUGUCCAAACUUUUUACUGGUACUGUAUAUUUGCAAGAAUUUCAAAAAAACUGUUUUUGCUUUGUCAUUAUGGGGUAUUGUGUGUAGAUUGAUGAGGGGAAAAAACAAUUAGAUCAAUUUUAGAAUAAGGCUGUAACAAAAUGUGGAAAAAGUUAAGGGGUCUGAAUACUUUCCGAAUGCACUGUAUAUCGUUUUGAAAAGAAUGUACCAAUCCCAGAUAGACCCUUUAAACUCACAAGAAAGUAAAGUCGGGACUUACAGUGCCUUCAGAAAGUAUUCACAUCCCUUGACUUUUUCCAUUUUGUUGUGUUGCAGCCUGAAUUUAAAAUGGAUGAAAUUGAGAUUUUUUGUCACUGGCCUACAAACAAUACACCAUAAUGUCAAAGUGGAAUUAUGUUUUUUGAAAGUCUUAUAAAUUAAUAACAAAUUUAAAUCAGAAAUGUCUUGAGUCAAUAAGUAUUUAACCCCAUUGUUAUGGCAAGCCUAAUUAAGUUCAGGAGUAAACAUUUGCUUAACAAGUCACAUAAUAAGUGCAAUAAUAGUAUUUAACAUGAUGUUUUAAUGACUACCUCAUCUCUGUACCCCGCACGUACAGAUAAUUGUACGAUCCCUCAGUCAAGCAGUGCAUUUCAAACACUGAUUCAAACACAAAGACCUGGGAGGUUUUCCAAUGCCUCGCGAAGAAGAGCACCUAUCGGUAGAUGAGUAAAAAUAAAUAAAAGCAGACAUUGAAUAUUCCUUUGAGCAUGGUGAAGUUAUUCAUUACACUUCGGAUGGUGUAUCAAUACACCCAGUCACUACAAAGAUACAGGCAACCUUCCUAACUCAGUUGCUGGAGAAUAAGGAAACCACUCAGGGAUUUCACCAUGAGGCCAAUGGUGACUUUAAAACAGAGUUUGAUGGCUGUGUGAAAAUUGAGGAUGGAUCAACAACAUUGUAGUUACUCCACAAUACUAACCUAAUUGACAGAGUGAAAAUAAGGAAGCCUGUACAGAAUACAAAUAUUCCAAAACAUGCAUCCAGUUUACAACAAGGCACUAAAGUAAUACUGCAAAAAAAUUGGCUAAGCAAUUACAUGUUUGUCCUAAAUACAAAGUAUUAUGUUUGGGGCAAAUCCAAUACAACACAUUACGGAGUACCUCUUUCCAUAUUUUAUAGUGGUGGCUGCAUCAUGCUUUGGGUAUGCUUGUAAUCGUUAAGGACUGGGGAGUUCUUUAGGAUAAAAAAUAAACUGAAUGGAGCUGAGCACAGGCAAAAUCCUAGAGGAAAAUGAAAUUAUGUAUUUCAUUUUCAAUAAAUUAGCAAACAUUUCUAAAAACAUGUUUUCAGUUUGUAAUUAUUGUGUAUUGUGUGUAAAUGGGUGAGAUAAAAAAAAUCAAUUUAAUCCAUUUUGAAUUCAGGCUGUAACACAACAAAAGGUGGCAUUAUUCAAGGGGUAUGAAUACUUUUUACAUCUACGUCAUUUAGCAGACGCUCUUAUCCAGAGCGACUUACAAAUUGGUGCAUUCACCUUAUGAUAGCCAGUGGGACAACCACUUUACAAUUAUUUAUUUUUUUAUUUUUUUGGGGGGGUGGGGUAAGGGGGGGUAGAAGGAUUACUUUAUCCUAUCCCAUGUAUUCCUUAAAGAGGUUUCAUAAGGCACCGUAUUACAAUUGUUUCACCCUUACUGUAAAUGCUGUGUGAAGGUAUUUUAACCAUUCAUUUAUGAAGCUCUAUUAUUAUGUGCAUUUAUAUUAGAGUACAUAUUUGCAUCCAUAUUAAAGUACUGUGUAUCUGUCUAGGUGUGAUCUUUGCCAGUGUGAGCUCAGGACUGGGAGAGCUCUCCUUCCUCUCUCUCACUGUCUUCUUUAGCAGGUAGACUAUCUCUGUUUACUUUGCAGGUCAGAUUUACUAACAGUUCAGUAAGUUGUUUACUUUGCAUCUCGUUUUGAACAUGAAAGGUAUUCUCACUCAACCCCCUCUCAUAGUUUUUUUCCCCAUGUCUCUCUUUCUAUCUCAGAGAUGUGUUGGGGGGCUGGGGCUCGGGCACCGGUGGAGCAGGUGUGGCUGGGGCUCUGCUGUACUCUGCUCUCACGCAGUCUGGCCUCUCGCCCAGGGAUACGCUGCUCAUCAUGCUGGUCGUCCCCGUUGCCAUGGUGAUCAGGUCAGUCCCAGGGGUGAAAGUAAGGUGGUCUGGUACAGAGUCCAUGCAAAAAAUAAAUAGUGUGGGUACGCUGUACUGGUAUGAGCCUAUCACAAUAAUUAAAGCAAAAUGUAAGUUAGUCUGUAGGCUGUUACACCACUAUUUAUCAUUACCGCAAGUUAGAGGCAUGAAAAAUGAGCAAAUGGACUUGAAAAUGGGUGGUAUAGCCUACGCUCCAAACUGAUGUAGUUCCACGAGAACACUGACAUUUUGCCAAGGCAAAGAUGAGUGGCCGAGACGCUCGCGGACACAGUGGGUGCAUAAAGUCUGGCCGAAUGACAAUCGCCAAAUGUCAUCACACUUUUUGGUGUUUUGUGUAACCGAUGUCUCUUUCCAUUCACCUCUGUUUGGAGGCUGGAAAUAUUUUGUGAGUGGAUGAACGUGCCUGGGUAGCCUAGUAAAGGCUUUGAAGUGAUUGUUUGACAAGCGCAUGCACACACAGGAGGUCCCAUACCGGGAAGAAAUUAAUUCUAUAUUGAAAAAAUAUAUAAACGCAACAUGUGUUGGUCUCAUGUUUCAUGAGCUGAAAUAAAAGAUCCCAGAAAUGUACCAUAUGCACAAAAAGCUUAUUUCUCUCAAAUGUUGUGCACAAAUUUGUUCACAUCCCUGUUCGUGAGCAUUUCUCAUUUGCCAAGAUAAUCCAUACACCUGGCAGGUGUCGCAUAUGAAGAAGCUGAUUAAACAGCAUGAUCAUUACACAGGUGCACCUUGUGCUGGGGACUAUAAAAGGCCACUCUAAAAUGUGCAGUUUUGUCACACAACGCCACAGAUGUCUCAAGAUUUGAGGGAGCAUGCAAUUGGUAUGCUGACUGCAGGAAUGUCCAACAGAGCUGUUGCCAGAGAAUUGAAUGUUCAUUUCUCUACCAUAAGCCACCUCCAACGUUGAUUUUGAGAAUUUGGCAGUACGUCCAACCAGCCUCACAACCGCCGACCACGUGUAACCAUGCCAUUCCAGGACGUCCACAUCCGGCUUCUUCACCUGCGGGAUCGUCUGAGACCAGCCACCCGGACAGCUGAUGAAACUCAGGAGUAUUUCUGUCUGUUAUAAAGCCCUUUUGUGGGGAAAAACACAUUGGGUGGGCCUGGCUCCCAAGUGGGUGGGCCUAUGUCCUCCCAGGCCCACCUAUGGCUGCGCCCCUGCCCAGUCAUGUGAAAUCCAUAGAUUAGUGCCUAAUUUCCUUAUAUGAACUGUAACUCAGUAAAAUCGUUGAAAUGGUUGCAUGUUGCGUUUAUUUUUGUUCUGUAUACUUUCACCCCUGGUCAGUCCCAUAAACGAUGUUGAUGUGAUGUAAAGUUAACAAUGUGUCGUUGUUAGGUGAUAGUGGGAAAGGAUCAGUCUCUUCUUUUCUGUCUGUUUCUCUGACCCCUUCACCCCCUUUUUGUGUCUCUCUUUCUUUCUCCCGCUUUCCCAUUCUUUCACCUCAGCUAUUUUUUCCUGCUAGUUUUCCCCCCAUCCUUCCCACAGUGGAAAUGCAGGGAGGCGGAGUCUGUGAGGGGCGGUGACUCACAGAGCAGGCGGCCCCUAUUGGAUGGCUCUGAUGAAGAGGAGGAGGAGCGGGAGAAAGGUGCUGAAGGUGUGUUUAUCGUGUCAACAUGUGGUAAGGUAAAGAAUUUUGAGGAAAGUGAUAUGUGGUAAUAUGGACGUUUGACACAAGAUUUUUAAGUAGUGAAAUAUUGCAUUGUAAUUGUUAAAGAUUUUGUAGGACAUUGAUUAACCAAACAGCCCAUGUUCUCUUCCUUCUGAAUAUAACAGAAGACAAGGUCACUGGACCACUGACACUUAUUGAGAAGCUACACGUCAUUAAAGUGAGUUUGUGAAGUCUUUAAAGUCAUAGGCUUUUAGAAAAGUUGGUCUGUACCAUUUUCAGAGUAAAAAGUUAUACUCUCUCAGUUGGCCCAGGCCAGGGUAAACCAGGCCAAAAUCUCAUAAAUAUCCUUAUUUCCCAGUCAUGAUUUUCGAUACACACUCAAAUCCCCUAAGCGAAAUAUACAGAACAGCUUUACUUUAAUUUCAUUUUACAUAUGCAAAGUAAUGAGGCUAACCCUGGCCUAGUAAGUUUUACUCAGUCUUGAUGUGCACCAGUACAAUAUGUAUUAUUGCCAAUCUGCUAAUAUUAAUUCUCCCUCCUCCCCUCAGGGUCUGCUGAGGUUCGUGGUUCCGUUAGGAGUGGUCUACUUCGCGGAGUACUUCAUCAACCAGGGCCUGGUGAGUGGGCGUCUGUCGCCCCCUGGCAGCUGAUAGUGUCACUGCAACUAGUUGAUAUUCUCACCAUCACUUCCAUUCUCAUUGUAUAGUAUGGAUGGCCCCCAACUUGUAUGGAUGACCCCCUACUUCUUGUUGUAGUAGAACUCAUUUCCUAAUUGUUCAACUUCCUUUGCAGUUGGAACUCCUGUAUUUCCCAAAGUUCAAUCUCUCCCAUGCAGAGCAGUAUCGCUGGUCAGUAACAUUCAGAAUACUUAAAUAGUGCCAUAUAAAGAUCGAUAUUUCUCAUUAGGAAUGGUAUGAUUAAGUGGUGUAAAGCUAUUAACUCACAAUCUUCCCAUCUGUAUGUAUUCAGGUACCAGACACUGUACCAGGUAGGGGUGUUGGUCUCGCGAUCCUCUCUCUGCUGUGUGAAGAUCAGUAGAAUCUGGGCUCUCUCUCUGCUGCAGGUGAGUGAACAAUGGAUGAGAUAUAUCAGCUGGUCCCAAUUCACUCCCUACCCUUUGAUGUUUGUGGAACCGAAGGGUUUGGAGGAUGGAUAUAAUCAUGGUAGUGGUGGAUAGGGCUGUGGCGGUCAUGAAAUGUUGUUAGCCGGUAACUGUCAUGCAAAUAACUGCAGGUCUCAUGGUAAUAGACAUUUUAAAUAACAUAAAAACGUUUAGCAUCUCCUGUCUUCCACACAUAGCAUACAAGCCACUGAUGCGGACCUUUUGGAACAUCUACAUUUAAAAAGUCUAAUAAAUCCAUUUAAUAUAGCCUACACCACCAUCACAAUAAAUUCAUUCUUUAUUUUAGACCGGUCUAAAGAAAUAUUAUGAUAUGAAGAAAAUGUAGCCUAUACCGAAGAACAGAAUAGCAUAUUCUGAGUCAUCCUUAUGUUAGGCCCUGAUCUGGCUAUUCCAUAUGGCUGUGGGCUACACUAAUUCAUUUAGUAGACAAGAUUUUCUUAGAAUUCCAUGGCGUUAUUUUAUAUUAUUUUAUAGUGAGAAGAAUAUAAUUGAAAAUAGCUGGAUAAAAUAGAAAGGAUAUUUCGAUUUCCGAGGGAGUGCGCACAUACGGCUAUUCUGUGUUGAUUGGUUAACAAAGUGAUAAUUUGAAACAGGUCCUCCUACAGUAAGGGAAAAAAGUAUUUGAUCCCCUGCUGAUUUUGUACGUUUGCCCACUGACAAAGACAUGAUCAGUCUAUAAUUUUAAUGGUAGGUUUAUUUGAACAGUGAGAGACAGAAUAACAACAAAAGAAACCAGAAAAACGCAUGUCAAAAAUGUUAUAAAUUGAUUUGCAUUUUAAUGAGGGAAAUACGUAUUUGACCCCUCUGCAAAACAUGUCUUAGUACUUGGUGGCAAAACCCUUGUUGGCAAUCACAGAGGUCAGACGUUUCUUGUAGUUGGCCACCAGGUUUGCACACAUCUCAGGAGGGAUUUUGUUCCACUCCUCUUUGCAGAUCUUCUCCAAGUCAUUAAGGUUUCGAGGCUGACGUUUGGCAACUCGAACCUUCAGCUCCCUCCACAGAUUUUCUAUGGGAUUAAGGUCUGGAGACUGGCUAGGCCACUCCAGGACCUUAAUGUGCUUCUUCUUGAGCCCCUCCUUUGUUGCCUUGGCCAUGUGUUUUGGGACAUUGUCAUGCUGGAAUACAUUUACAUUUACGUCAUUUAGCAGACGCUCUUAUCCAGAGCGACUUACAAAUUGGUGCAUUCACCUUAUAGCCAGUGGGAUAACCACUUUACAAUAUGUUAUUUAUUUUUAUUUUUGGGGGGUGGGUUGGGUAAGGGGGGGUAGGAGGAUUACUUUAUCCUAUCCCAGGUAUUCCUUAAAGAGGUGGGGUUUCAAGUGUCUCCGGAAGGUGUUGAGUGACUCCGCUGUCCUGGUGUCGUGAGGGAGCUUGUUCCACCAUUGGGGUGCCAGAGCAGCGAACAGUUUUGACUGGGCUGAGCGGGAACUGUGCUUCCGCAGAGGUAGGGGGGCCAGCAGGCCAGAGGUGGAUGAACGCAAUGCCCUCGUUUGGGUGUAGGGACUGAUCAGAGCCUGAAGGUACGGAGGUGCCGUUCCCCUCACAGCUCUGUAGGCAAGCACCAUGGUCUUGUAGCAGAUGCGAGCUUCAACUGGAAGCCAGUGGAGUGUGCGGAGGAGCGGGGUGACGUGAGAGAACUUGGGAAGGUUGAACACCAGACGGGCUGCGCCAUUCUGGAUGAGUUGUAGGGGUUUAAUGGCACAGGCAGGGAGCCCAGCCAACAGCGAGUUGCAGUAAUCCAGACGGGAGAUGACAAGUGCCUGGAUUAGGACCUGUGCCGCUUCCUGUGGAAGGCAGGGUCGUACUCUCCGAAUGUUGUAGAUUGUAGAGCAUGAACCUACAGGAUCGGGUCAAUGCCUUGAUUUUAGUGGAGAACGACAGGGUGUUGUCCAGGGUCACGCCAAGGCUCUUCGCACUCUGGGAGGAGGACACAACGGAGUUGUCAACCGUGAUGGCGAGAUCAUGGAACGGGCAGUCCUUCCCGGGGAGGAAGAGCAGCUCCGUCUUGCCGAGGUUCAGCUUGAGGUGGUGAUCCGUCAUCCACACUGAUAUGUCUGCCAGACAUGCAGAGAUGCGAUUCGCCACCUGGUUAUCAGAAGGGGGAAAGGAGAAGAUUAGUUGUGUGUCGUCUGCGUAGCAAUAAUAGGAGAGGCCAUGUGAGGAUAUGACAGAGCCAAGUGACUUGGUGUAUAGCGAGAAUAGGAGAGGGCCUAGAACUGAGCCCUGGGGGACACCAGUGGUGAGAGCACGUGGUGCGGAGACAGAAUCUCGCCACGCCACUUGGUAGGAGCGACCGGUCAGGUAGGACGCAAUCCAAGAGUGAGCCGCGCCGGAGAUGCCCAGCUCGGAGAGGGUGGAGAGGAGGAUCUGAUGGUUCACAGUAUCAAAGGCAGCAGACAGGUCUAGAAGGACAAGAGCAGAGGAGAGUGAGUUAGCUUUAGCAGUGCAGAGAGCCUCCGUGACACAGAGAAGAGCAGUCUCAGUUGAAUGACCAGUCUUGAAACCUGACUGGUCUGGAUCAAGAAGGUCAUUCUGAGAGAGAUAGCAAGAGAGUUGGCUAAAGACGGCACUCUCUAGAGUUUUGGAGAGAAAAGAAAGAAGGGAUACUGUUCUGUAGUUGUUGACAUCAGAGGGAUCGAGUGUUGGUUUUUUGAGAAGGGGUGCAACUCUCGCUCUCUUGAAGACGGAAGGGACAUAGCCAGCGGUCAAGGAUGAGUUGAUGAGCGAGGUGAGGUAAGGGAGAAGGUCACCGGAGAUGGUCUGGAGAAGAGAGGAGGGAAUAGGGUCAAACGGGCAGGUUGUUGGGCGGCCGGCCGUCACAAGUCGCAAGAUUUUAUCUGGAGAGAGAGGGGAGAAAGAAGUCCAAGCAUAGGGUAGGGCAGUGUGAGCAGGACCAGCAGUGUCAGUGUCAAUACCCAUCCAUGACCCAUUUUCAAUGCCCUGGCUGAGGGAAGGAGGUUCUCACCCAAGAUUUGACGGUACAUGGCCCCGUCCAUCGUCCCUUUGAUGCGGUGAAGUUGUCCUGUCCCCUUAGCAGAAAAACACCCCCAAAGCAUAUUUCCACCUCCAUGUUUGACGGUGGGGAUGGUGUUCUUGGGGGUCAUAGGCAGCAUUCCUCCUCCUCCAAACACGGCGAGUUGAGUUGAUGCCAAAGAGCUCGAUUUUGGUCUCAUCUGACCACAACACUUUCACCCAGUUCUCCUCUGAAUCAUUCAGAUGUUUACUGGCAAACUUCAGACGGCCCUGUAUAUGUGCUUUCUUGAGCAGGGGGACCUUGCGGGCGCUGCAGGAUUUCAGUCCUUCACUGCGUAGUGUGUUAGCCAUUGUUUUCUUGGUGACUAUGGUCCCAGCUGCCUUGAGAUCAUUGACAAGAUCCUCCCGUGUAGUUCUGGGCUGAUUCCUCACCGUUCUCAUGAUCAUUGCAACUCCACGAGGUGAGAUCUUGCAUGGAGCCCCAGGCCAAGGGAGAUUGACAGUUCUUUUGUGUUUCUUCCAUUUGCGAAUAAUCGCACCAACUGUUGUCACCUUCUCACCAAGCUGCUUGGCGAUGGUCUUGUAGCCCAUUCCAGCCUUGUGUAGGUCUACAAUCUUGUCCCUGACAUCCUUGGAGAGCUCUUUGGUCUUGGCCAUGGUGGAGAGUUUGGAAUCUGAUUGAUUGAUUGCUUCUGUGGACAGGUGUCUUUUUAUACAGGUAACAAGCUGAGAUUAGGAGCACUCCCUUUAAGAGUGUGCUCCUAAUCUCAGCUCGUUACCUGUAUAAAAGACACCUGGGAGCCAGAAAUCUUUCUGAUUGAGAGGGGGUCAAAUACUUAUUUCCCUCAUUAAAAUCAAUUUUUAACAUUUUUGACAUGCGUUUUUCUGGAUUUUUGUUGUUGUUAUUCUGUCUCUCACUGUUCAAAUAAACCUACCAUUAAAAUUAUAGACUGAUCAUUUCUUUGUCAGUGGGCAAACGUACAAAAUCAGCAGGGGAUCAAAUACUUUUUUCCCUCACUGUAUACUUUCUGAAAGGACUGUAUAUCUUGGGCUUUAUUAAUUGUUUAUUUGUAUGUGUUUGGCUUUAGCUGAGAUUGUUCUUUACAGAGUCAAGUAUAUUUUGUCUAGGCCUCAAUUGUUCCUUGACUAGCACCAUUCAUUCUCGCUGUUGAUAAUUAUAAUGUUAUAACUUCUAAUAGUAAAUGUAUCCAGUGGCGAUUUGGGAGAGAGUGAGGGGAUUGCCAUCUAAGAUCCAACAUAUUUUUUGCGGCAGUGCAGCCUGCCAGCAGUAAUCGUCUCUGAUUGAUUGAGAGAUUCAAGGAGCUAUCAUCGUUAAGUAACAAAAUAGAUGCAAAGCCCUAGAAGCAUUUACAAGCAGGGCUCUCCCACAUCAUAUGGAGGAAUGUGCCUACCUGAUUUAGGGGACACAGUGAACAGUUGGGAGUUGGGGCCAAUUUCAUCGUAAAACGUUUCCUUGGUGUUAAAUACAGUCUGUCAACAGUCUUAAAAUGUAUAAAUUGGUGGUUCAGAUUACAGGAUGCCAAAGUCAUAUUUCUCCAUAUUCUGUUCCAGUUAAAGGGUUGUUCCAAAUCAAUUAGAUCUGUGGACCAUACAUUUUUUCAUGGCUAGCUCAGAAUAUGAGCUUUCCAAAAGUUGUUUCUAUAUUAUAGAGAUCAGUCCUUUCGGGAGCCCAGAUAAUGUAUUUAUAAAUUACGGCAUUGGAUGGUUCGGUAGUUGGGUUUCCCAAUUUAGGAUGGGACAAUACUAGUGCCUGGAAAUACAAUUUCAAGUCUGGUACGGAUAGUCCUCCUACGUCUUUCCCUCUUUGCAAGUUUAUUUUAUUUUAUCCGGGCUCGCUUACCCUGCCAUAUAUAUUUUGAAACCGCACUAUGGAUUUUAUCCCAAUAGCCAGAAGGGGAAGCAUUGGACUACAGAAAUUCAGCCGUGGCAAUAUAUUAAUUCUGACAAUAGAUAUUCUGCCGUUUAAAGCAACUGGGAUAUUAGUCAGUCUCAUUAAGUGUUUGAUUAGAUUUUUUGAAAGCAUUUACAUUGAUGUCAGAGUAAUUAGAGCGACAAUAGGGUGCUGAGUACCAGGUCAUUAGCGACUGGCCGUUAGCGACUGGCCGUUAGCAAGUUUGGUAGGCUACUAAUGACCAUCAGCAACAUCAGAGCACAGUUUUGGAGAAGCGUAGUUACCUUCACUCAACGGUCAUGUGGAAUUUGACUGCGGUCAUGACUGGUGAUUGCCGGUGUGGUGGUUCUACGGUCACAGUAACAACCCUAGUGGUGGAGCUCUCACUUUCUCUGAUAUUCAUCUCUCUCCACCUGGUUUUAUCUUUUCUUCCUCCUCUCUCUAUCUCCCCCACCAUCCCCACCACUACCUCUGUACCCUUAUUCAUAAAGCGUCUCAGUGUAGGCGUGCUGAUCUAGGAUCUGUCGGUGUCAUUUUUUUGUAUCCUAGAUCACUCCUACUCUAAGAUGCUUUAUGAAUCGGUCUGUCUCACCUCAGUGUGUGAACGCGGUGUUGCUCUGUCUCACCUCAGUGUGUGAACGCGGUGUUGCUCUGUCUCCCUCAGUGUGUGAACGCGGUGUUGCUGUUCUUGUCGGUGUACUACCAGUUACUGCCCAGUGCGUGGCUGGUGUUUGUGAUAGUCAUCUACGAGGGGCUGCUGGGAGGAGCUGCAUACGUCAACACAUUCUACUUCAUCAGCAAGGAGGUCAGUCACCAGUGUGUGUGUGUAUGUGUGUUUGUCAAUAUAUAACAUUAGCUAGAGGGUCAGCCAAUGGACAUGUUUGUGUGUGUGUUUGCAUGCCACUCCCCUGACCUUUCCCCUCUCUCCCUGCAGACUGGAGACAGACAGAGGGAGUUUGCCAUGGCGACAGCCAGUGUAGGAGACAGUCUGGGCAUCGCCAUCUCCGGCCUCAUAGCUUUCCCAGUCCACAGAUACUUCUGCUCACUGUGAGAGAUAGUAGAGCAAGAAAGACUGGUGGGAAGUGCAAAAUAGGUAGUAUUUCUCAUUGGACAUCUGAAGAAGAGUGGAUGGAAAUUGCUGAUAAUUAUUGUGUUAACUUUUCGGUUAAAUUAGACUCCUGGCAGAGGUCUGUUCAGACACAUAUCUUCCUGCACCUUAGCAACCUUGUUGGGCGUGUGGUAGAUUCCUCCAUUUACUUAGAAAUCAUAUUGUUAUGACUGGUACUUUCUGGUACAAGUUUCAUAUCACUUCAAAAUAGUUGAUAACUGUCACUAGCCAACUGUAACUGUAAAUAAAAAUCUGCAAUCACAAUGUUUUUUAAAUAUAUAUUUUACUACAUUCCAACAUCUAGUAUACUGCUGAAAUCUACAGCCACUAACUUUGUGUCUUUGCUGCUAUUGUUGGGUUGUUAAUUACUGUUAUAAAAUGGUGAAUGCUCUAACUUAACUCUACUAACAGUGUUUACAUGUGGUGGGCUUUUAUGAUCAAUGUUGUAUUUUAUUGUAACUUUUGAAAACGGACCUUAGAUUCUACAAGUGAUUAAAGAUUUGAUUUUGAUUCAAA